UAAGAAUCGGGGUCAUACCCUCAACAAUCUCUCUCUCUCCCUCUCUCUCUCAGUUAUAUUUGUUAUUAUGACCAUAUGUGCAUACGACUCGGGACGAGAAUUAUGGUGCCGCGACGGCAAGGCCGCGGCUCACUUGAAACUCAUUUCUAUAUUCAUCAUCUUUUUCACCAGCGUAAUCGGCAUCUCGCUGCCCGUAUUAUUCGCUCGUUUCUUCCAGGGCAAGCCGGCCUACGACAAGGCCGUGUUGCUCAUCAAAUGCUUCGCCGCCGGUGUAAUUCUCUCCACCUCGCUCGUCCACGUCCUCCCCGACGCCUUCAACGCCCUCGCCGACUGCCAGGUCUCCUCCCACCAUCCCUGGAAAGACUUCCCCUUCUCCGGCCUCGUCACGCUCGUCGGCGUUCUCAUGGCGCUGCUCGUCGACUUGACGGCGAGCUCGCACGUGGACAGCCACAGUGAACGUGACGUCAGCGAGUAUAAGCCGAUUGGAGCGGCGGAGAUGAAGUGUUGCGGCGGGAAGGUGGUGGAGAGAGAGGCGGAUUUGGAGAGCGAGGAGAGGAUGAGUGUGGCGGAGGAGGAGAUGGCGGUGAAGAUGAAACAGAGAUUAGUGUCGCAAGUGCUGGAAAUAGGGAUUAUUUUUCAUAGUGUGAUUAUUGGGGUUACGAUGGGGAUGUCGCAGAAUAAGUGUACUAUUAGGCCGCUUGUUGCUGCCUUGGCUUUUCAUCAGAUUUUUGAAGGCAUGGGGCUUGGUGGUUGCAUCGCACAGGCAGGUUUCAGUUUUGGGACAACAGCAUACAUGUGUUUAAUGUUCUCUGUAACAACUCCGAUGGGGAUAGUACUGGGAAUGUUAGUAUUUUUUGUUACAGGUUACGACGAUCACAGCAGCAAUGCCCUGAUUAUUGAAGGUCUACUGGGAUCUUUAUCAUCGGGGAUACUCAUUUACAUGGCUCUUGUCGAUCUUAUAGCCCUCGAUUUUUUUCAUAACAAAUUAAUGAAUUCUGAAAUAUUCUUAAAGAAGGUUUCAUUUCUUGCUCUUUUUCUUGGCUCUACAUUCAUGUCAAUCCUUGCCCUGUGGGCUUGAACAGAGAUGCAAUUCUAUUCGACGCGUGUAUUUCACAACCCGCUCUUGUAUCUUAAACCAGCUUGUAAUAAUUCUGUCAUGUAUGAUUCUUUUGGUAUAUGCACAUAUGAACUAAUCAA
Messenger RNA from Daucus carota subsp. sativus, 1197 nucleotides. Its product is annotated as zinc transporter 6, chloroplastic. The record is from RefSeq and is a predicted model, not a curated record. The transcript is spliced from 3 exons. Gene Ontology annotation, molecular function: zinc ion transmembrane transporter activity. Gene Ontology annotation, biological process: zinc ion transmembrane transport. Gene Ontology annotation, cellular component: plasma membrane. Bases 68 to 1078 code for a protein of 336 amino acids. NCBI's taxonomy places the organism in Eukaryota, Viridiplantae, Streptophyta, Magnoliopsida, Apiales, Apiaceae.